This is a messenger RNA of Sitodiplosis mosellana (orange wheat blossom midge), 593 nucleotides long. It is a transcript of the gene cype, whose product is annotated as cytochrome c oxidase subunit 6C. NCBI's taxonomy places the organism in Eukaryota, Metazoa, Arthropoda, Insecta, Diptera, Cecidomyiidae. The coding region runs from base 140 to 397 and encodes 85 amino acids. The transcript is spliced from 3 exons. The record is from RefSeq and is a predicted model, not a curated record.
UUUUCUCUCUCGAUAUUUUCGAGAUGUCAUAAUUUGUGUGGAAAAAUGAAAAAUCAGUCUCCAUCUUAGCAGCAAUUGUCACAUUCGGAAAGUAAACUUUAGCUCAGGUUGAAACAUUUCCAGAAUAAAAGAAAUCAUCAUGUCUGAUGCAGUAGCAAGUUCAAGCAACAGUUUGCCGCGUCCACAAUUGAAAGGCCGUCAUGCUAAAUUCAUGACCAAACACUUGGCCAUCUCUAUUGGUUUCGCUUUGGCUAGUGUUUACCUCACCAAAGUUUUUGUCAAUGACAAACGAAAGGCUGCCUAUGCCGAAUACUACAAAAACUAUGACAUCGAGGAGAACUUCAACCGCAUCCGAAAGCUUGGCCUCUUCGAAUCCUGCGGCCCAGAUGAUGAAUAAAUAGUUUAAUGUACAGAUCCUUCUAGUUUCCAUUUAGAAAUCAACCAAACUUAACAAAUAAAGAAAAAAGACGCAUUUUAACAUCCCAUGCAGAACACAAUACGUAAUGCGCAGAAUGUUGAUGACCCGAUUUGUGAAUCAUUUGUGAAAUGCAUCUAAUAAAAUCAAGUAUUUGUUUGGCAUUUAAUGAUUGAAA